Stylophora pistillata is the source of this 2104-nucleotide messenger RNA. RefSeq lists its product as uncharacterized. The record is from RefSeq and is a predicted model, not a curated record. Lineage: Eukaryota; Metazoa; Cnidaria; Anthozoa; Scleractinia; Pocilloporidae.
UGUUGUAUACAAUGUGUCCGCGAAAUUUAACCAAGAUGUCGGACGGAAGGAUUCAGGAUGAACUUACAAAGCUUCGAUUGAAAAUGCUCCAACAAAAAAUGAGCAGUCAGCCAAGUGGAGACAUGGAAAGACAGCGGGUAGAUUCCUAUGACCAACCUGCGGGGACCAUUUCUACAGCUGGUUUCCAUCAGCAACUACAAGUUGAAACUUUAAGGAGUAAACAACUUCUUCAAAGAGUAAAAGAAGAAAGGAAGAGGCAGUUACAGAAACCACCAACACAAAUCCAGAAUGAUGAUCAUAUGAAAGACAUAAUAAGUAGCAUGAUGUCCCAGAAUGUGCAGCUUCAACAGUUAUUGUUGCAACAGAUGGUCUCACCAACUGGAAAAUCAGUGAAUACAGAAAAGACACAACAGCAAAGCUUAUCAGAUGUCAGACCAGUAGAGAUUGAACAGAUUGGUCAAAGGGAAAUGUCUCCAUUUAUUACUUAUUCAACAAACAGGAAUGCUCAAAGAGCUGCACCUGAGCCAGUGGUAGAACACCUACAAGUUCCUGCUCAAGGAAAUCCUUCAUCAAAACCAGUGGUACCAAGAGGUGUUGCAACUCCUGUGAGACCCACAGAAAGACUUCCAGGAACACAGAUGAAACCUCGGUUAUCUCUAAAACCAGAGGGAUUUCUCAGCAACCAAAUUCAUCGGAAUGAAGAACAGCCAUAUCCAUUUCCUGGUUCUAAUAGGGUCAGGAAAUUACGCCAUGUUGGUUAUGUUGCCUGGGCCUGUUUUAUUCUCAUGGCACUCUUAAAACAAGCUCAACAAAGGCGACUGAGUGCCAUUGAAAACCUCAACAGUCUUAUAAAGCAAGCAAUUGAUGAACUUCAUAGAGAAUACUACCUCAGCCAUGACUGGUCAAUGCAUUCUUCCAUUCAAGAUGCCAUUAAAGAUGACGCAUUUGAUUUAAACAUAAAGAAUCCUGGUGUUUUCCAGAGACUUUCAAAGGACUCUCAAGGUGCCGUUAAAGAACUCUCAUCCAUGGUUGAGACCAUUGUUUAUAAUAUUAUUCAAAUUAAACCUGCUACUGGAAUUCUAAGUGCUUCAAGAGAGGGUGUCCUGUGGUUUAUGACUCAAGAAGGUGUCUUUCUACCACCCAACUACCUGUGGCAAGUGGAAAAGGAUAGCGUGACAUUCACUGACCAAGGUGCUUUAACUAAAGUAACAAAUGAAGUGAUCACCAUGCUAUUGCUGGGCUUGUUUAUCUCAAGAGGACUGGUGUCUACACUGCUGCUAAAGCCUAAUGAGUAUGGACUUAUGGAUAAUACACCCAGUAGCCUGGCACUAUCUAACCUUAAGGUCUUAGGAACCAUUCUGAUGAAAAUUGUUCGUGAUGUCUCAUAUAAGAAUAGGAGGAAAUUAAUGCCUUUAGCAUCAGAGAUCAGCUCACAAUUAUUCAGUGACGUUGAAAUGAAGUAUAUAUACAAAAAACUGGAAGAAUCACUGAUUUGGUGCAAGGCCAAUCUCAAGAGAUGGACAGAAACAUAUAUGGGUUCAAUAAACACCAGUUAAUCAAAAACUGUCCAAAUGUUUUAUACAUGGGUUCUGUGGCUACAUCUUAGUAUAUAUCACAGAAAGAGAUAGGUUUUUUCCUCUGAAAUUGUGAUUUACUUGCAUUUUGGCUUCAAAACCACGGUUCUAGCACACAUGAUGCAUUAUUUGAUAGAAUGACUAGAACUUUUAUUUAAUUAUUCAUUUUUGUACCCUCUAAGUCAAACUUUUUUGUGAUGAUUUUCAAUAUGAAGAUAUAAGACCAAUCAGAGACAAGAAACUUCACAACUAACAAAGAUCAUUUUUGCAAUCACAUAAGCUGAAAAAAUUAUUUUUGCAAAAAUUUUGUGAGCCUUUUCUUACACAAAAUUUAUGUAGUCUACAUAUUCUAAUGAUGGAGUACUCAUUCAGGCUUGCAAAUGAUGAAAUCACACCAACACACUAGUGAAGGUCUGGCAGUAUUAUAAAAAGACUCUGUAAGAAGUAAAUAAAUUUAUGAAUCUAAUAUCCUAUUUAUUUUCAUAUGGUACCAAUUCAGUAUGGGAGAAUAAACAUUUUGUACCCUUUUA